Messenger RNA from Adineta steineri, 1815 nucleotides. The record is from the annotation of a GenBank genome assembly. NCBI's taxonomy places the organism in Eukaryota, Metazoa, Rotifera, Eurotatoria, Adinetida, Adinetidae.
AUGAGUAAUCGAUCAUCAAAACGUAUUUUCGAUGAAAUAUCAUUAAGUGCUAAUGAAAUAGUAGAAAAUAAUCUAGCUGUCAAAAUUUUUAAAAAUAUGACAGAUACUACAAAAUCAAGUUUUCAAGAUCUUUGCGAAGAUAUUCUUCUUGAAAUAUUUCAAUAUCUCCGUUCAAUCGAUCUUCUCUAUUCAUUUAAUAAUCUCUAUUCUCUUCUCGAUACUCUUCUUGAACCCUAUACACAUACACUUGAUUGUCGUCUUAUGAGCAAAUCUUAUUUUCAAUGUUUAUCUCAAUCAUUAUUACCAAAUUUAACAAAUAACUUACGUGUACUUCGUUUAAGUAAUACCUAUACAUUUUCACAAAUUAGUGAAUUAAUUUAUAAAUUCGACUGGUCUCAAAUCAAUCAAAUUGAAUCAUUAACAUUUGAUUCGAUAAAAUUCGAUGAAUUAUCCAGAUAUUUUCUUAAUAUUCACCCAUUACUUGAACAUCUCUGGCGUUUAUCACUAACAUUCGACGAAGAUGAUAAAUUCUCCAAGCAACUACUUAUCAAUCAUAUAUUCAUUUCUCAAUCGCAAUCAUUAAUUAAUUGUUUCAUUACUGGUAUAACCUUUAAUCUAACUGAAUAUAUUCUACCAGAAAAAAUCAAUAAAAAUCUUCGUGAAUUAACUUUAACUUUAUCGACUACUACUGAUCUGAUAAUUCUCUUUCAAAUUCUUCCACAUUUAGAAAUCCUUACAUGUACAAUCAUUAAUAGUACAUAUACUGAAAAUAUUGAUCAAAUUCAAUCAUUGGAACUUUUAACAAUCUUAACAUUAACUAUUAAUCAACCAAUUGAAUUUAAAAUUUUACAAAACAUAUUAACACCACAUAUAAAAUUAAAACGAUUAUCAUUAAGAGCAACUUUACUUGAUAAGAAUGCAAAACAAGAAAUUGGUGGAUUAGAAUUAGAAAAACUCUUUCGAGUAUUUUCACAAUUAAAUGAAUUACAUUUUUAUUUACGUUGUUCACAAUCUAUUGGUAAUCACAUAACAACUUAUCAACCUGUUGAUUUAUAUUUAUAUUCAUUUACAUCUCAUUUUUGGCUUGAUCAAUCAAUUAAAGUAUUUACACAUUUUAUUCCUGAAACAAAACAACGAUAUAUUUACACAUUACCAUUCGCUUACGAUACAUUUUAUUUCGAUUAUGAUAUACAAUCAUCUUUUCUUGCACCUUAUCCAUAUUGUUAUAAAAAUGUUCGUCAUCUGAUUCUUUCCUCAAUAACUCAUCUCAAUGAAUUAACUUAUUCGGAAAUAAUUUUAAAAUUUUUUCCAAAUAUUAAAACAAUUACAUUGGUUAAUAUACGUCUUUUAUGCAGAACAACCAAUAUUUUACAUAGAUAUCAAUGGAUUCGUCAAAGAAUUCAAUUGAAUGUACCUGUAAAUGAUCGUAUAUAUAUUCUCAAUAGUCAAAAAUCAAGACAGUUGUAUUGCCAAACAUUGAAUACCACCAAUAGAGAUCAGGGAGUCAAUAGUAAACAUAUUCGACAAUUAACAAUUUAUGAAAUAACUAGAGAACAAAUAAUUAAUCUUAGUAAAUUUUUUCCAUCAAUUCAUGUUCUAACAUUUUAUGUUAAUGCAUCAGUAUGGUUUUAUUCAUCAACUGAUUGGUUAGAUUAUUUAUUAACUAGUAUGGUUUCAUUGUUUAGUUUAACUAUUUAUUAUCCGAAAGAUAUGAUAAUUAAAAAUUUCUAUCAAUUACUUGUUAAUUCAUUAAUUACGAUAAAAAAACAUUUUUAUAUUAAAUGUUGCGAUGGAAUAUUGAAUAUUUGGUUUUGA